This is a messenger RNA of Sclerotinia borealis F-4128, 1080 nucleotides long. NCBI's taxonomy places the organism in Eukaryota, Fungi, Ascomycota, Leotiomycetes, Helotiales, Sclerotiniaceae. The record is from the annotation of a GenBank genome assembly.
AUGUCCAACGAACGCCUAACAUUCCCAACCUACCUCAUCCCCUCCUUCUCCUUCCCCUUUCGCCGUCGUCAAACCUCCACUUCUUCCAGCACAGCAGCAUCACUCAAUACAAAUACGAGCGCUUCGAUUCCCGGGUUAAGCCACUCACCUACAAGUAGUUAUAGCAAUACGCCCAUAGCAUCACCUACUUUCGAACACUUCCCUACUCACACAUAUUCCUCCUCCUCGGCCACAGAAACCAAGACGAAACAUAAUGAAUCCACCUACCCACUCUGCCCCUCCUCACGAUCUCGCACAUCCCCAGAACCCCAAGCAUCUUCUCCCCCUCAAGCGCACCUAACCCGACCCCACCCCUCCACAAUCCGCUGUCUUACCUGCUCCACUCACCUCUCCUACACAUCCCAAAUCGUAUCCAAAGGCUUCACCGGCCGGCACGGGCGCGCCUAUCUCGUAGCACCACCGCCUCCUACACCUGUCCCCAUCAUCCCGCCUUUCCCCCCCACCGCGCACGAUCGAUCGAAAAACCUCUCGAACAUCCGCAUUGGACGAGCUGUCAACCGAGAAUUAUUAACAGGGCAUCAUGUGGUUGCCGAUGUGAAUUGCGCGGUUUGCAAUACGUUGUUGGGGUGGAAAUAUGUGGAUGCGAGGGAGGCGGGUCAGAGGUAUAAGAUUGGAAAGUUUAUUUUGGAAACGAAGAGGGUGGUGGUGGUGCAUACGUAUGAGGAUGAGGAUGUGGUGCCGCAUAGUUGGGAUUAUAAGUGUGGGGAUGGAGGAGGUGGGUGUGAGGGGAUGAUGGGUGGAGGAGGGGUAGGUGGGGUUGGUGCGGUUGGUAGGGUGGGUAGAGGAGGUGAUGCUAGGGGACUAGAAGUAGAAACCAAAGAAGAAGAAGAGGCAAGUGGAUGGGUGCACUUUGAUUCAGAAGAUGAAGAUGAAUGUGAAGAGCUCUUUGCAGGGACUUGGGAUGCAGAGGUGAUUCAAAGGAGGAGAAUUAGGAGGGUGGAUCGGAGGAAGAAGGAGAGGGAGAGAGAGAGGGAAAGGGAAAGGGUCGCUAGUCAGGAUAGUGGGGUGGGAGGUUUGUAG